GAGGUGUACAGUACGAAGUAAACAAUUCGAUUACUUGCUGUUAUAACAUAACUUACUGAAACUAAAAAGCAUAUUGUAUCAAAACCAUUCAAUUUAUCACGUGAAGGUAGCAUUUACCUAUGCCACUUGUCUCCAAUAAUUUAAUUGAAAUUGUCACCCCCUUUUGCAAAAUGUUUAAUUAUGUGCAUAUCCAAAAUGGCGGCGCCCAUCUAACCCCAAUUUUCUUUUGCUGAAAGCCUACACAAUUCAAAAAAUGAGCCAAGAUUUAUCCUCGUUGCCGCCCGGCGACCCAAGAAUUACAGAAGAGAUUGUGAAGAAACUGAAAUCACAAGGAAUAUUCGAUCAGUUUCGUAAAGAAUGUUUGGCAGAUGUUGAUACUAAGCCUGCAUAUCAAAAUCUUCGCCAACGAGUGGACAACUAUGUUACAAACUUUCUUUCAAAGCAGAAGUGGAGCCCAGAUUUAAACAAAAACCAACUGAGAGAACAACUGAGAAGGCAAAUAAACCAGUCUGGCAUGCUAGCUAGUGGAGUUGAAAGGAUUAUAGAACAGGUAGUUAAUCCAAAGAUUGAGACAGUGUUCAAGCCAGAAGUGGAUAAAGUGGUCUGUGAGUUCCUAGGAAUUGAUCCCAGUGAAAGAAGAAAAAAGUUGGAGGAAGUGAAGAAUGCUCAGAGACAACAGAGUUUGGAAAACCUAAAAAAUUACUGCACAAAUAUGCAGAACAUGCCUCCAGAUCUGCAAAGUCCUGGAGGCAGUUUUUCUGGAAACCAGCCACCAAAUCUAAUGAACAUGGAUCCAUUUGGUGCUCAGAAUAUGUCUUUCUCCCCACCAAACUUCCCAUCAGGGAGUUCCCAGUUUCUUCCCUUUCAAAGCACCAUGCAACCUCCAUUUCUACCAGGCCCAGCUGUUCAGCCUGUUGCCCAGCCUCCCCUGCCACCAGCUCCGGUGCCUGAAAGCUCUGCACCUCCCCCACUGCCCAGUGAAUCUGCUCCUCCCCUGCCAAGUGAGCCAGACACCCCACCCUUGCCCCCAGAGGCACCUCCUCUCCCACCAGAACCAGAAGAUAUGGACAUUGAUCCCCCUCCUGAGCCUGAACCUGGGCCAGAACCUCCUUCUCUUCCAAUGCUAGCAAAUGAAGACCAAGUCAAGUCAGAGCAAAACAAGUCUCCUGAAAAGUCUUCUAAGAAAUUUCUAGAAACACUAGACAUUCCACUCCCCAUUUCCACACCUGGUACAAGUGGUGGUUCUCCUGUUAAGAAACCUCAGUCUGACUCAACUAAGGAGCAGGAGAAUAAAGUUAGGGAAAAAAAAGAUGUGCCUGAUAAAAAAGACCAUGCUGAUGGAAUAAAGCCAGAAAAAUCCUACAAAUUUGCUUGGCAAGAUGUAGAUGAGGAUGAAUUCUCAGAUGUGACAAUCAGCUCUGUGCACACAAGUGACUUGUCUUCCUUUGAGACAUCUGAAUCAGAGUCAGAGAGUGAAAAUGAGGUAGAUGAAAGUGAGGAGAAAGAAGAAAAUAGCUCAAGUGAUGAGGGACAGGUCAAAACAAAGAAAGUGAAAGAAACAGAAGGUGCUUGUCCAGCAAAAGAAGACUCAGCAGAUCAUUUUAGACAAGAUGAAACUGCUACUGAGAAAAAACCUAGAAAAUUAAUAUCCUUGACUUACAACCUCAGUGACAGUGAUGAUGGAGAAACUAGAGAAGAGAAAAAAGCCAGAGUUGCUAAUGAAAAAGAGCAGCGAUAUUUGCAACGCCAGAAGAGAAGGGCUGCAUAUGAAUCUAAAAGAAAAGAGAGAGAUGAAGAAAAGGCACGUCUAAGAGAAGAAAGAAAAAUUGCAAAGGAGACCUUAAAAGCUGUGCCAACAGAAGAAUCAGAAGAAGUCUCAUCUGAAAAACAGGAAGAAAAGAAGGCACAAGACAAGAAACACAGAAUGAAAAAAUCUAAGACCAAGGAGGAAUUGAAGGAAAGACUAAAAGAACAAAAAGUGAUGGAAAAGAGAAUGGCCUUAAGAAGGCAAAGGACAAGGAAUAGAAAGUAUACUUCAGAAGAAUUCACUUCCAUCUUUACUGAUAAGAGACAGCAUAUACUGGAAGAGGGUUACACAGAUGUGAUUGAAGAGACGGUGGAAGUAGAGAUGUCUGGAGAAUAUACUGUGGCAGACAACAAUCAGACAGACUAUACACAGGGUCUAGGCGGAUAUGAAAACAUGCCUGGGACUCCAACACAGGAUGAAGUAGAAUAUUCUGUACCAGACAACGAAGUUGUACUUUCAGCUGAACAGUCAAAUAUUCCCAUUGUUGAUGUGUCUGCUAUAAGCACUGGGCUAAGCAUAGGUCACUUGAUCACUGGGGCAAGGUCAAAAUCAGAUGACACGUCAGCUCCCCAGAGACCAGAUACUCCUCGAAGUGUAGGUUCCGAAUCAUCACGUGCAGAGUCAACUGAAGGUGGGGUGAGACGGUCAAGGAGGGUGUCUUCUUUGAAGGAUGAACCAACUACACCCUUGGAUACUCCCAGGUCAGACAGCAGAACUUCAAGCAGAUCGGGUGCAGAUUCAGAUAAAAAGUCUCAGUCUGCCCAGAGGUACGACUUGGAUGACCUGUAUAAACCACGUGUCAGUCGUCGUCGUAGUUCACCUGCAUCCAGUACAUCAAGUGAGCAAGAGCCAGGACAACUGCGUUCUUCUACUCCUAGAUCAACAGAGUCCACUAAAGCCAAACCGUCUCAGAUUUAUGAUAAUUCAGAGCUGUACAAACCACGUUCAAGUUUUUCCACUCGUCGCCGUCGUAGUACUACCCCUCCUGCUGCGUAUCAAGAAAGACCACCAUCCCCAUUAGAAACACUUACGCCAAGGCCAGAUUCAUCUCCAGAGUCUCCGGAAAGGAGAAGAGAGCGUAAACCAGUAGAUGAAGUUGACUUUGGGGAGGCAGCACGUAGAACUAGACCUCCAAUAGAGACCAUAGAUUUUGGGGAGGCUGCAAAGAGAACCAGACGAUCAGCAGACACUAUGUUUUUUGGAGAGGCUGAAAGAAGGGCAAGAAGUCAACGGUUUCCACAGUCUCCUGUUAAAUUCACCAACAGACUUCCCAAUACAAUGGACAGGGAUGAAAGGUCAUUGUCAUCUGGCAGGUCACAGUCACCUCCUGAUGAGCGUAGCCUAUCAAGAUCCCCAAGGUACAUUGACAACAAGAGGGGUGGCUGGCGCCCACCAUCUCCAGGAGGCGGUAGGAGCAGAUCCCCUAUAAGAAGACCACCUAUGCCAGGUGCAUCAAUGAGAGGUCGGAGGCCAGCCUCUCCUCCACCCACAAUGGGGUAUGGACAGAGGAGAACACCUUCUCCACCACCAAGAGGUAGACCACAAGGUAUGGGCCCAGACAUACCACAAUCCCCAGGGGGAAGACCCCCAUCACCUCAAGAACCAGGGAUGAGAACAAGGGGCAGAUGGAAAGCUUCUCCUCCAGCACAUUCUCCCCCAAGGGUGGAAUCCCCACCUCCAGAGGGCAGCAGGUGGAUGAGGGGACAGAGACCCCCAUCUCCCCCAGGAGGCUUAAGGCAGCAAAGGGAAAGAAGACCCCCAAGGACAUAUAGUCCUCCUCCCAUUAGGGGCAGGAGAGACUCCAGGGGUGGUGGCAUGCCAAGACCUGUGUCUCCCCCUAUUCAAAACCGAGAAAUGAGAGGACAGAGAGCAUCACCCCCACCUCUUCCUGUGAGAGAAACUAGACGGAACAGGGGUCUGUCUCCCCCAUCACAGCCUGCCAGGGGUGGGAGAGGGAGAGGUCAUGGUGGCAUGCAACCAAUGGGGAGAGGCAUGAGAAGGCUCAGUGAUGAGGAAAUUCCUCCUCAAAAGAGACUUAGAAGAUAAGGUCUAGGCUUUCAAACCAGCAACAUUGAAUUAAAUUUUUUUUUUUUGUAAGGUAGAGUCAAGUCCAUUUAUACAUAGUCUGUCAGUCCAAAAAUCAUCAAACAGUGUAUUUUAGAUAAGAGAUGGUAUAGGACAAAGAGCACAGACCUCUGUCUAUGACAAAAGACAAUGGUUCAGUUUAAAAUGUUAAUUCUUUCCCUCCUGUGAAUAACUGCCAUUCUUAUUAAAUUUCAUUAAAAUUUCCAAAGUUCUAUGUUUAAGAUAUCUUGUCCACUUUUCCUAGUAAGUAAACAAACACUUUAAUCAACAUAACCUCCUUUACUGGUGGAGUUAAAUAUUGUAAUAAACCAUGUAAAUAAUAUUGGAAGAAAA
Molecule: messenger RNA, 4225 nt
Organism: Lingula anatina
Lineage: Eukaryota; Metazoa; Brachiopoda; Lingulata; Lingulida; Lingulidae
Source: RefSeq, a predicted model, not a curated record